This is a messenger RNA of Meriones unguiculatus (Mongolian gerbil), 5322 nucleotides long. RefSeq names its product PTPRF interacting protein alpha 1 (gene Ppfia1). Lineage: Eukaryota; Metazoa; Chordata; Mammalia; Rodentia; Muridae. The record is from RefSeq and is a predicted model, not a curated record. The coding region runs from base 278 to 4081 and encodes 1267 amino acids. The transcript is spliced from 32 exons. Gene Ontology annotation, cellular component: presynaptic active zone. Gene Ontology annotation, molecular function: protein binding. Gene Ontology annotation, biological process: synapse organization.
CGGCGACGCGCCGGGCCCGGUCCUCUGCGCUCGCCAGUGUCCCGCGGCGGCGGGCCGGCCUUCGUGACGAGCGGGGCGGCGGGCCCGGGGCACGGGCGAGGACGCAGCCUCGGGGCUGCGUGGGUCGGCCCGCAGCCGGCCGCCGCCCGAAGGCCGCCGCGUAGCCCCGGAGCCGCGCCCGCCGGCCAAGCCACAGGUGGUGCUCAGAAAGCUGCAGGUUUGUGGAAACCUGUGUUCUGCACCUGCUGACUGCGGUCUACAUCUUUCAUGUUUCAAGAUGAUGUGCGAGGUGAUGCCGACCAUUAGUGAAGCGGAAGGCCCUCCAGGAGGAGGUGGGAGCCAUGGGUCAGGCUCCCCCUCACAGCCAGAUGCUGAUUCGCAUUUUGAGCAGCUCAUGGUCUCCAUGCUGGAAGAACGAGACCGCCUUCUGGACACACUGAGAGAGACGCAAGAAACAUUGGCGUUAACCCAGGGGAAAUUGCAUGAGGUUGGCCACGAAAGAGAUUCCUUGCAGAGGCAGCUCAACACUGCGCUUCCACAGGAGUUUGCUGCACUCACGAAGGAACUCAACGUGUGUAGGGAGCAGCUUCUGGAGAGGGAGGAGGAAAUCGCCGAGCUGAAGGCAGAGAGGAACAACACUAGGCUGCUGUUGGAGCACCUAGAGUGCCUUGUCUCCAGGCACGAGCGCUCUCUGCGGAUGACAGUGGUGAAGAGGCAAGCACAGUCGCCUGCAGGUGUGUCUAGCGAGGUGGAGGUGCUGAAAGCACUGAAGUCACUGUUUGAGCACCACAAAGCCUUGGAUGAAAAGGUACGAGAACGACUAAGAGUAGCCCUGGAGAGGUGCAGCUUGUUAGAAGAGGAGCUGGGUGCCACUCACAAAGAGCUAAUGAUUCUCAAAGAACAGAAUAAUCAGAAGAAAACACUAACAGAUGGAAUACUUGAUGGAAACCACGAGCAGGAAAGUGCACCAAGCACCAAUGGCAAGAGAUCUUCUGAUGGCUCCUUGAGCCACGAGGAUCUUGCCAAAGUGCUGGAGCUGCAGGAGGUCAUAGAUCGGCAAGCAAGAGAGCAGAGCCAGAUGAAGGAGCGUCUGGCCUCCCUGUCCAGUCAUGCAGCAGAGCUGGAGGAGGAUCUGGACACAGCUAGAAAAGACCUCAUCAAGUCUGAAGAGAUGAAUACGAAACUGCAGCGAGACGUCCGUGAAGCGAUGGCCCAGAAGGAGGAUAUGGAGGAAAGAAUCACCACCCUUGAGAAACGCUACCUCGCCGCACAGCGUGAAGCCACGUCUGUGCAUGACCUCAAUGACAAACUUGAAAAUGAAAUUGCAAAUAAAGACUCCAUGCAUCGACAGACAGAGGACAAGAACCGCCAGUUGCAAGAACGUCUGGAGUUGGCAGAGCAGAAGCUGCAGCAGACCCUGCGCAAAGCUGAGACGUUGCCAGAGGUGGAGGCCGAGCUGGCCCAGAGGGUGGCUGCACUCUCCAAGUCUGGUCCUUUGUCUUCUGGGAGUUCUGCUGCUAAGGAAGCUAAACUGUUGGAGCUUACUUCCAAGCUUAGGAAGGCCGAGGAGAGACAUGGCAACAUUGAAGAGCGGCUUCGGCAGAUGGAGGCACAGCUGGAGGAGAAGAAUCAGGAACUGCAGCGGGCAAGGCAGAGAGAAAAGAUGAAUGAGGAACAUAAUAAGCGCCUUUCUGACACUGUGGACAAGCUCCUCUCAGAGUCCAACGAGAGGCUGCAGCUGCAUCUGAAGGAGAGAAUGGCGGCUCUGGAGGACAAGAAUUCUCUACUACGGGAAGUUGAAAAUGCAAAGAAACAACUGGAAGAGGCACAGCAUGAUAAGGACCAACUUGUCCUGAAUAUUGAAGCCCUGAGGGCCGAGCUGGACCAGAUGAGACUGAGAGGCUCUUCACUUCAUCACGGCCGACCCCAUUUGGGCAGCGUCCCGGACUUCAGGUUCCCUGUGGCCGACGGGCAUGUGGAUGCUUACAGCACCAGUGCAGUGUUGCGGCGCCCCCAGAAGGGCCGGCUGGCGGCGCUGCGGGACGAGCCCUCCAAGGUGCAGACCCUCAAUGAACAGGAUUGGGAACGGGCCCAACAAGCAAGUGUUUUGGCAAAUGUGGCACAGGCAUUUGAGAGUGAUGUGGAUGUGUCUGAUGGUGAAGAUGACAGAGAUACUCUUCUCAGCUCAGUUGAUCUGCUUUCGCCCAGUGGGCAGGCGGAUGCACAGACACUGGCCAUGAUGCUUCAGGAGCAGCUGGACGCCAUCAACAAAGAGAUCAGGUUGAUACAAGAAGAGAAGGAGAAUACAGAGCAGCGGGCAGAGGAGAUCGAGAGCAGAGUGGGCAGUGGAAGCUUGGACAAUCUUGGUCGUUUUAGAUCAAUGAGCUCCAUCCCCCCCUACCCUGCUUCCUCGCUUGCAGGCUCCUCUCCUCCAGGCAGUGGCCGGUCCACACCAAGAAGGGUUCCUCACAGUCCUGCCCGAGAGGUGGACAGGCUAGGUGUCAUGACUCUGCCUAGUGACUUAAGGAAGCACCGGAGACAGUUGCCAGCUUCCAGAGAAGAGGUACGAGACGACAAGACGACGAUAAAAUGUGAAACCUCUCCCCCCUCCUCCCCGAGGCCCCUGCACUUAGACAGGCUGCACAAGGGCGCGCUGCACACGGUCAGCCAUGAGGACAUCAGGGACCUGAGGAACUCCACAGGUUCCCAGGAUGGUCCUGUGAGCAACCCUAGCAGCAGUAAUAGUAGCCAAGACUCCCUCCACAAAGCCCCAAAGAAGAAGGGCAUCAAGUCCUCCAUCGGUCGCUUGUUUGGGAAGAAGGAAAAGGGUCGGCCUGGGCCUCUGGGCAAGGAGUCACCAGGGCAAGCUGGUGGUACAGAGACAGAAAAUUCAUCUCAAGAUGCCUUGGGACUCAGCAAACUGGGAGGACAAGCUGAGAAAAACCGUAAACUUCAGAAAAAGCAUGAGCUGCUGGAGGAGGCUCGCAGGCAAGGCUUGCCUUUCGCGCAGUGGGACGGGCCCACGGUGGUGGUGUGGCUGGAGCUCUGGGUUGGGAUGCCUGCCUGGUAUGUGGCUGCUUGCCGAGCAAAUGUCAAGAGUGGUGCUAUCAUGUCAGCGCUGUCAGACACGGAGAUCCAGCGGGAGAUUGGCAUCAGCAACCCCCUGCACAGGCUGAAACUUCGACUGGCCAUCCAGGAGAUAAUGUCACUGACUAGCCCUUCUGCCCCACCCACAUCCAGGACGACCACAGGAAAUGUCUGGUUGACACAUGAAGAGAUGGAAACCCUCACAGCCACACCGCAAACGGAAGACGAGGAGGGAAGCUGGGCUCAGCAGACACUAGCAUAUGGGGACAUGAACCACGAGUGGAUCGGCAACGAGUGGCUGCCCAGCCUGGGCCUGCCGCAGUACCGCAGCUACUUCAUGGAGUGCCUUGUAGAUGCCCGGAUGCUGGACCACCUGACCAAGAAAGACCUGCGAGGGCAGCUGAAGAUGGUCGACAGCUUCCACAGAAACAGUUUCCAGUGUGGAAUUAUGUGCCUGAGAAGGUUGAAUUAUGACCGAAAAGAACUGGAAAGAAAAAGAGAAGAGAGUCAGAAUGAGAUAAGAGAUGUGCUUGUUUGGAGCAAUGACCGGGUGAUUCGCUGGAUCCUGUCGAUCGGCCUUAAAGAGUAUGCCAACAAUCUAAUAGAGAGUGGCGUUCAUGGUGCACUUCUGGCCUUGGAUGAGACUUUCGAUUUCAGCGCACUGGCACUAUUGUUACAGAUUCCAACACAGAAUACACAGGCUCGAGCUGUCUUGGAAAGAGAGUUCAACAACCUUUUGGCCACGGGGACUGAUCGGAGGUUUGAUGAGGACGAUGACAAAAGCUUCAGGAGAGCACCCUCAUGGAGGAAGAAGUUCAGACCAAAGGACAUCCGUGGCCUAGCCUCUGGCUCUGCAGAGACAUUGCCUGCCAACUUCCGGGUCACCUCCUCUAUGUCAUCUCCUUCAAUGCAGCCAAAGAAGGUUCAGAUGGACGGUAGUGUGUCCGGAGCACAGAGGCUGGACUCUGCCACAGUCAGGACUUACUCCUGCUAAAGCCUCCUGCUGUUUACCCACACUACUUCUACAGAUGACGCUGCCGUGGCAGAGAUGGUGCAGAACUCUGGCAACACUCGCUUUUUGGACCCAAGAUAUUUUAUUACAGAGUUUUUAAACUAGUGAAAAAAAUCACAAAUACCAUAGAGAAAAUAUUUUAGAAUUGACUGUUUCUUAUAUUUAUGUAAACUUACACUUCCUCAUUUAUAUACUUACUCUUUCAUGUAUAUCCAGGCUAUAAAUAUCCUUUUGAGUCAAUUCAUGUUCUUAUACCUAAUUUUAGUCAACUGAAUGUACGUAAUGCUUGUGUGUAAAUCUGAGCAAAUAUAGGGCUUUUGUAAAUUAUGCAUUUACUGUAAUUAUUCCUGUUUAAUUUUUUAAUGAUGAACCCGACAGAGGAAAGGAUUUUGCUACGUUUAUAAAGUCAUCAUGAUACAAGCCAUGUGCGUUCUCUACCCAGCUCUCCAACAAUCAUUCUGAAAGAAGCAGACUUUACUUCCAGACGUUUUCUGUUCUAUUUUAAUGACUGACCUUAACUGUACUUUUUCUAGACAAAAUCUCAGCUUCCAUUAGGCUUGGGACUGGUGGUCAGGACUAUGUGAAUAGCCUUUACCCCUGGCCACGUCCCUGGCCCUGCUCUGGACAUGGGUGGAUUGUCUUCGGAGGCUGAGCAGGGCAUUGAGCUGGGAGCAGCACAGCACUCUACAGGGGCAGGGUGGCCCAUCACCUGCAGACUGAAAAGCUGAUGGAGCCUUGCAGCCACCUCUCUCUACUCUUCAAGGACCAAUCAUGGGGCAAGUGCUCAUUUCCUGGCUGGGGCAGAACAGGUGAAAGCAAGAGACCUCAGCGGAGUGGGCAGCCUGCAACUCCAAUAAAGGCCUUAUUUGUGUAAACUGUCUUUUUACAUUUAUUUGUAAAUGUGUUAAGAAAGGACCUAGCUGUAUACUCAUAGCUGUUUUGGCAGCAUCCUGACUGACUGUGGCGAGUUAAGAAGCCACAGGGCUCAGGCAGUCAUGUGCAUAUUUAUUGUGUAGCUGAUAUGGGAGAGGCUUUUAUAUUUGCUUUCUGCUUUUAAUUCAUCUGGACAGUUAUUUGUUUUGUUUUUCUGUUAAUUGUUUGUGACCUUCCUGGUUAUAUAACAAAGUCUGUGCAGUCAACUUCUGAACUGUUUUUAUCACAGUGUUAUUUAUUGCUUUUUUUUUUCAAUAAAGUCCCCAGCAUUUUCCACUGCCAGUUAAGAA